Messenger RNA from Alnus glutinosa, 1111 nucleotides. RefSeq names its product cytokinin riboside 5'-monophosphate phosphoribohydrolase LOG3-like. The record is from RefSeq and is a predicted model, not a curated record. The coding region runs from base 185 to 859 and encodes 224 amino acids. Gene Ontology annotation, cellular component: nucleus; cytosol. NCBI's taxonomy places the organism in Eukaryota, Viridiplantae, Streptophyta, Magnoliopsida, Fagales, Betulaceae. Gene Ontology annotation, molecular function: hydrolase activity, hydrolyzing N-glycosyl compounds. The transcript has 7 exons. Gene Ontology annotation, biological process: cytokinin biosynthetic process.
UCCGAGCACCGGCUGAUGUGUACAUAUAAAAAGGGACCAUGAAACCCUUUGCCAUUCCUUACUUUUUGGCAUCGGCUUUCAACUUUGAAGCACUUUGCUGACCGCUAAAUCAUAACAAACACGUUCUCGUUCUCUCCUACACACCAAAAACAAAACCCAAUUUGGUUCCAUAGCCUUUCCACUAAUGGAAAAUCAACAGCAGCAGCGCCAGCCUGCUUCCGUGAAAUCAAGAUUCAGACGUGUCUGUGUUUUCUGUGGGAGCAGCCCUGGCAAGAACCCUAGCUACCAGCUUGCUGCUAUCCAACUCGGCAAACAACUGGUGGAAAGGAACAUUGACUUGGUUUAUGGAGGAGGAAGCAUUGGCUUGAUGGGUCUCAUCUCCCAAGCUGUCUAUGAUGGCGGUCGCCACGUUUUGGGAGUAAUUCCCACGACUCUCAUGCCAAGAGAGAUCACCGGAGAGACAGUGGGAGAAGUAAGAGCCGUAUCAGGCAUGCACCAACGCAAAGCCGAAAUGGCUCGUCAAGCCGAUGCAUUCAUUGCCUUGCCAGGUGGGUAUGGCACCUUGGAAGAACUAUUGGAAGUUAUCACUUGGGCUCAGUUGGGAAUUCAUGAUAAGCCGGUGGGCUUGUUAAACGUGGACGGGUACUACAACUCACUCCUCUCAUUCAUAGACAAAGCAGUUGAUGAAGGCUUCGUAACACCUGCUGCCCGUAACAUUAUCGUCUCUGCCCAAACUGCCCAAGAACUCAUGUGCAAGCUCGAGGAAUAUGUUCCCAAGCACUCUGGGGUGGCACCUAAGCUAAGUUGGGAGAUGGAGCAGCAUUUGGGAUACACAACAAAGUUAGACAUUGCUCGUUGACCUGAUGAUCAGAUAUCUACACACAUGAUGGAUGCUUAAUGGCCGUAGAUUUUAGCAAAAGUCUCCACAAACACACGUAACCUGUAGAUUGAAAAGUGCCACCACAGUUCUUUUAAUUAGCUGUGGAACAUGCUUUGAAUUUUUUUUAAUUUUUUAUUUAUUUUGUCCAUUUGAAUCUGACCUCGACGUCAAAGGCCAGUGAUUUUAAUACUACUUUUACUAUGUCGGUGUAUAUAUCGGAGUUUGUCUCUA